Molecule: messenger RNA, 1947 nt
Organism: Cetraspora pellucida
Lineage: Eukaryota; Fungi; Glomeromycota; Glomeromycetes; Diversisporales; Gigasporaceae
Source: the annotation of a GenBank genome assembly
AUGAUUAACGAAGAAAUUGAAGUUUUACAAACAAUUUACGCUCACGAUUUCACAAUUUCAAAUACGAAUCCCAGAUGGUAUGGAGUAAUGGUUGCUACUGGUAAUUCAUUUCAACAUGAAAAUGCCGAAGUUAUAGAACAAUAUGUUCAUCUAUUAUUUCACAAACCAUCCGAAUAUCCUUCUGUUCCUGUUAAAGUUCAUAUUGCUACCCCUGUGUUAAAAACGAAUAUAAAAGCUUCAAAUUCUUCAAAUGUAAACGAUGGUAACAUUAAAGAAGAAUUAGAAAUUAUAUUGAAUUUAAAAGCACAAGAGAUGGCAAAUAAUGAGGAAUUUGCGAUGUAUGAAAUUGCAGAAUUAGCAAGAAAUUGGUUAUGGGAUAAUCAACGACUUUCAGAUACUUCUAAUGUAAAUCAUGAUUGGUGGGUAGGAGAAUUGCCAGACAGAAUAUUUAAUUGGCAAACAAAUUCAUAUUCUCCUUCAAAAAUCACAGAACUUCAAUUUCGUGUGGAGUUUCAAGUUAUUGAAAGUAUACAAGAAAGUUGUGGUAUCGAAGUUGACAUUGCAAAAGUUAGAUCCUUUUUAAUGAUGAACCUUUGGAAUGUUGAAAAGACGAUUGAGGCCAUUACAAAGAACAUAAAUGAAAAGAAUUACGAUGCAAAUAUUAGCAUUAUACAUGUAGACGCUGAUGAAGUUGAUGAGAAAAGUUGUAACAUUUGUUUUGACACUUUUUUGUCCUGUGAAAUGAUAACUUUUGUUAUAUGUAAUCACAGUGUAUGCAAUGAAUGUUUAAUUCAAUAUCUUUCAUUAAAGAUAUCAGAAAAUCAGGUGUUCACGAUUGGAUGUCCUGGUGCUAUUAAUUGCCCAUAUUUUGUUGACCCUAUAACAAUUGGGCGAUUAUUAUCACCGAAAUUAGUUUGUAAAUAUUAUUCUUGUCUUCGUGAGUCCUUUACUCAACUUCAACACCAUACAGGUAUCACAAAAAAAUCUACAACAGUCUCCCAAUCAGCAAAAAAAUUUUCCUGGUGCAUAAAUCCUAAAUGCGAUCAUUCUUUAUCUCAACAAAAUGCAGAUAGUAUUGAAACGCCAACAAUAUUACAUUGCAAUGGCUGCACUUCAACUUGGUGUUCCUCAUGCGAUGUUAUAGGUGGACAUUGGCCAUCAUCUUGUAAAGAUUAUGAAACUUACCUUCUUACAAAUCAUACCAUAAAACUUCUUAAAAUAAUCAAAUCUCAACUUUUGGAUAUCACGACAAAGCCAUGUCCAAAUUGCAAAAUUUUGAUCACCAAGAAUGGAGGAUGCAUGCAUAUGACAUGUAAAUUCUGUCAGCACCAAUUUUGCUGGGGUUGUUUGGUUGACUGGAGAUUGAGGGAUCAUAGUAAUCUUUAUGAAUGUGAUCAACAAUCUAGCGAAGGAGUUGAAACAUCAUUUGGAGUAUUUGAUGAAAACGAUAUGCAAUUUUUACCUGGGGCAUUUCAGAGAAAAUUCAAACAAGGUGUAAUUAUACAUUCGCAAGCGAUAAGAAAAGAACAAAUGGAUUUUGAUAUUUUGGUUAAACAAUAUAAAGACGGAUCAAAUACAAAAAACAUUAGAAAUUUGAAGAUUUAUGUAACUAAAUUAUUAAUACAAGUUAAUUAUGUUAUGAAAUUUACGUCAGUAGGACUUUUUUCUAAAUCAGAUAAAGACAAAAAUGAAGUUAAAAAAGGUAUUGAAAUGUUACAAAGACUUGAAUUUGGAUUGAGAAGUUUGGAAAAUAUUAGGGAACAAAUUAUUGAAAUUGAAAAAGAUAAUUUUGGAAAAGGUAAAAGCAAUAUAUUUAGUAUGGUAGAUGAAGAGAAAAGAUUUAAAAGCUUGGAGUGUGAGAUUGAACUGUGUAAAGAAAGAUUAGAAAAUAAUAUAAAGAAUUUUGUAAAAUUACUCAAUUCUUAUGAUAAAUUAACAAAUAUAUAA